AUGGAAACGGAACACGAUAUCUACGACGUCGUCAUUGUCGGCGCCGGCCCCUGUGGUCUCGCUGCUGCGGCUCGUCUGCGAGAACGCACACCAGACGCCCUCUUCACCGACGAGGAGCACCGCCGCUUCCACUGGAUCGGCAAGCACGGCGGCAAAGUAUCUCUCAAGCAUGUCAAGAGCGGCAAGAUGACAACGAGGCGCGGUGCGGCUCGUGCUGGUCCCCCAGACUAUAAGAUGGUGGUGCUGGAUGCCACGGCUGACAAGUGGAUGGCGAAAUGGGACUCGCUGUUUGGCAUGUUUGACAUUUCCCAUCUGCGUAGCCCUAUGAUUUGGCACGCCGAUCCGUUUGACCGUGACUCGCUGUUGGCGUAUACGUAUGAGAACCGCCGUGAAAAGGAGCUCGUGGAGAUUCGCAACUGUGUGGGUAAAGAGGUCAGCAAGCAUGGCCACAAGAAGAAUGCCGGACGACAGUGCGGCGGCAAACAAGCAGCGCGAGUCGUCAUCAACCUAAGAGACAGAAACGACUACUACACCCCGUCCCAAGGUGUCUUCCGCGACCACUGCUGCCAGGUUGCCAAGCGAUACAAGCUAGACUCGGGCCUGAUUCGCCAAGAGGGCGUGACCAACAUUGAAUACGGCUACGUCGACGGCGUCUCCGAGUCCUCGGAAGAAGUCUUCACCAUCACCACAGACAAGGUUGUGCGAUAUGCCCGCACCGUCAUCAUGGCCGUUGGGGCCGCCAACGUGCCCAAGCUUCCGCCCAUGGCAUCCGUAGCAGCACUAACAGACCCGGCUGUUGACAUCCCCGCGUGCCACAGCAUGAAGAUUAAGGAAUUCCCCCACCCUCUGCUCAAGCAGCGCAUACAGACCCGCCAGUCCACCAAUGUGCUAGUGGUGGGUGGCGGCCUCACAUCCGCGCAAAUCACAGAUCUCGCCGUUCGCCGCGGUGUAACCAAGGUGUGGCAUAUCAUGCGCGGCAGACUGCGCAUCAAGCUCUUUGAUCUGGACCUACAGUGGAUGGGCAAGUACAAGAACACAGAGCACGCGCGCUUCUGGCUCGCCGACUCGGACGAGGAGCGCCUCGACAUCAUCAACGAGGCCCGCGGCGGCGGCAGCAUCACGCCCGUCUUCCACAAGCAGCUCAAGAAGCACAUCUCCACAGGCCGCGCCGAGCUCGUCACAGAGACGCAAAUCGUCGAUGCCAAGUUGGAGACGAUAGACGACAACGGCGGCAGCCGCCGAGUGUGGAGAGUCAUUACCGAGCCGCCCCUGGAGAAUGCGCCGCUGUUUGACUACAUGUACUUUGCGACAGGCAUCCAGACCGACCUGCACUCGCUGCCGUAUCUGCAGACCAUGCUGGUCAGCCACCCGAUCCAAGCACGCGGCGGGCUCCCGUGCCUCAACGACGACCUCAUGUGGAAGGACGGCGUUCCCUUAUUCAUGAUGGGUAGACUGGCGGCGCUGCGACUCGGGCCAGGAGCAGCCAAUCUGGGCGGCGCCAAGGUCGGAGCCGAGCGCGUGGCCUGGGCGAUUGAGGAUAUUGUGCACCGCCAGCGAACAAAGGCUGUGGAUAGCGGUGUCGAGUUGUCUGAUGAUGACGAGGAAAAUGACAACAAGGCGGGCGGCAUGGCAGCGUAUCUGUCUGGCCAUGGCAACAUGUACUCGGCGCUGGCGGACGACGACGGUGAGAACUGA
Messenger RNA from [Torrubiella] hemipterigena, 1695 nucleotides. NCBI's taxonomy places the organism in Eukaryota, Fungi, Ascomycota, Sordariomycetes, Hypocreales, Clavicipitaceae. The record is from the annotation of a GenBank genome assembly.